Molecule: messenger RNA, 1493 nt
Organism: Hordeum vulgare subsp. vulgare (domesticated barley)
Lineage: Eukaryota; Viridiplantae; Streptophyta; Magnoliopsida; Poales; Poaceae
Product: probable glutathione S-transferase GSTU6
Exons: 1
Coding region: 505-1206 (233 amino acids)
Biological process (GO): glutathione metabolic process
Cellular component (GO): cytoplasm
Molecular function (GO): glutathione transferase activity
Source: RefSeq, a predicted model, not a curated record
UUUAUUUUUCCGCGCUAGUUCUAGCUGUACCAUUGUAAUUCUCUUUUGUGAACAAUUAUAAGUGCGAUGCUGAACCUUGUGUGAACCUUCCGUUGUAGCUCUAGCUAUGCACACCUUGGCACCCACACCCAUGUUGUCUAUUGUACUAUGAACCUUCCGUUUUGUCUGUCUGUCUGUUCUUCUCUACGAUUUCUGCCAUCACUUCAGCACAACAAAGCCCUUCAUCCUUUAUCCUGCUUUGACGAAAGCCUGAAACCAACAAGUUUUAAAAGUUCCGACUUGAGAGUCAGUCAGGACAGUGCCAGAAACGCCUGGAGGAGACCUAGCACCAAACAGCAAUCACCCUCGUCCCAGAAAAUUCCAUGGAGAAAAUCUUGACCACUUACCGUCUGCAACAUUGCUCACAAGCAGUUCAACUUUCUGCUAUAAAUUAAAAACAGCAGCACAAACGCGGUGCUCGCCACACAGAGAACUGCCUGAAAGCAGCAACCGCAAGCAACAGCAAUGGCGGGCGGCGAAGGAGGCGUGAAGCUGCUGGGCCUGCGCCUGAGCCCGUUCGUGGCGCGCGUGCGCAUGGCGCUGGACGCCAAGGGCGUGGGCUACGAGUACGUCGAGGAGGACCUCGCCGCCAAGAGCGGCCUGCUCCUCGCGUCCAACCCGGUGCACCGCAAGGUCCCCGUGCUCGUCCACGCCGGCCGGCCCGUCUGCGAGUCGCUCGUCAUCCUCCACUACGUCGACGAGGCAUGGCCCGGCGCGCCGCGCCUCCUCCCCGCCGGCGCCCGCGAGCGCGCCGCCGGGCGGUUCUGGGCCGCCUACGUCGACGGCGAGCUGUUCCCGGCGUGGGGCCGCGUCAUGAUGGCGGCCACGGAGGAGGAGCUGGCGGAGCGGGCCGGCGAGGCGGCCGGCAUGGUGGCGCGCCUGGAGGAGGCCUUUGAAGAGUGCUCGGGCGGCGGCGGCUUCUUCGGCGGCGACGCCGUGGGGUACCUCGACCUCGUGCUCGGGAGCAACCUGUUCUGGCUCGAGGCGCUGCGGAGGUUGCUCGGCGUGAGGCUGGUCGACGAGGGGAGGACCCCGCUGCUGGCUGCGUGGGCGGGGCGGUUCGGUGAAGCCGCGGCGGCGAAUGGGGUGGUGACCGACGCGCUCGUCGACAUGGCGGUGGAGCACGCCAAGAAGCUUCGGGCUGCUGCCAUGGCUGCCGGCAAGUGAGAGGGCGGGGGCUUGAGAGUUUAUACCUUUUACCGCUAUUGGCCAGACGAUCAGAGGUAGUUGAAUGAGAUUUAGUUCUGUGUAGGAGUAGUAGAGAGAGCAAAUAGAUCAUGUUGCUGAGGCGCGCUGUUAGUGGAGUAAAAGCAUAAUUAGCAUGGUUGGUGGUGAUAAAAUAAACUCAAAAAAUCUUACAGAAAAUCAACAAAGCAUGUACCCAACUUGGAACGAAAUUUCAAAUCCAAAUAAGAUAUACGCAUCACAAAACAGGAAACAUCAUUAUGUAAACA